Molecule: messenger RNA, 1288 nt
Organism: Zophobas morio
Lineage: Eukaryota; Metazoa; Arthropoda; Insecta; Coleoptera; Tenebrionidae
Exons: 5
Coding region: 1-798 (265 amino acids)
Biological process (GO): DNA integration; DNA recombination
Molecular function (GO): DNA binding
Source: RefSeq, a predicted model, not a curated record
AUGAAUGAAGAUAUAAAAAAAUUGGCAGAACAAGCAGAAUUAAGUUUAAUUCCUGAGAAAUUCCAAGUUGCGUACUGUAAAGAAUACGACAGAUUAGUGAAAUGGAUGGCAAGAAAAAAUUCCGACGUUGUGGACGAAACAGUGAUGCCUGCUUACAUGAAAUGUCAAAAGAAGUUAAGUACAUUUUUUACCGAAGCCCCAGAUGAUACGUUCUUGUUUUUGCAAGUUGUAGCUAUUUGUGGUAUAUUUGGAUCAUGUAGAGGAUAUGAACUCUGUGAUUUGUGUAUGUCUGACAUUAAGAGAGAGGGUCCUGCUUUAUUAAUCACUAUUCGUCCAUCUAAAACGGAAAAAGGCCGAAAAUUUGCGGUUAUUGAUGACUCUGACAUAUCGUAUGUCAAGUUAUUCAACAAAUAUCUGUCACUCCGUCCAGAAAAUCUAACUACAGAUAGAGUGUUUUUGAAGUAUGCCAAUGGAAAAUGCACGAAGCAAAUCGUUGGAAUUAAUACUUUUGGAAAAUGUCCUUUUCAUGUAGCCCAUUUUCUGAAUCUCUCAAACGCUGAGAAAUACACUGGUCAUGCUUUUAGACUAAGUUUGGCUAUGAUCAUGGCAAAUAGUGGAGUGAGCGUGGAUGAGCUGAAACGUCAAGUAGGGUGGAAAUCUUCGAGCGUGGCUAGUGGCUAUAUUGAAGAAUCCACUCUAAACAAAAUAGUUGUUUCCAAGCGCAUUGCUGGUGUUCUUAACACAUCUGUUGCUGAAUCAACUAACUUCAUCAACAUAUAUAGACUUUCAACCAAAUAGUGAAAAUGCAGAAGUUACUACUAGUUUUCAGUUAAGAAAUGGUAAUCAGUUUUAAUCAAGGAUUGAUGCAGGUUGUGAGUUUCUACAGUUACACCGAUGUCAAAGAAAACAGAAUUGAAGAAUGCAUUCUUAGUUGUAGACUCUUUCGUCAACUUUUUUCAGUAAUCAUAUUGUUACGAAAUAAACCCAUACGCCGCCGCACUACGACGCCUAUGGGUUUUCUCAAGGGAUUUCUAGUAUGUACGGCGAUGACUGGUUACUCAUCAUCGGUGACGGCGGUCGGGAGGGGUUCGAUUAAAAGAAGCGCCUAGAAACGAUUCUGCGAAAGUCUCGGCCGACGCCUCCAGAAUGAGCUCGAAGUGAUGGCGGCGAACCAUCCAGAAAGGAUCGUAUGGGUUUGAAUAGAGACCACCCUCGAGCGCAGUCAGCUUUUUAGGUUAGUCAGCGCGAGAAUAUUAGAGUCUAAGUUGAGGAAUUAUAAUCGCUGUGU